This is a messenger RNA of Dermatophagoides pteronyssinus (European house dust mite), 657 nucleotides long. RefSeq names its product V-type proton ATPase subunit B-like. NCBI's taxonomy places the organism in Eukaryota, Metazoa, Arthropoda, Arachnida, Sarcoptiformes, Pyroglyphidae. The record is from RefSeq and is a predicted model, not a curated record.
AUGAGUAUGCACGUCAGUGAAGAUAUGCUCGGUAGAACUUUCGACGGAAGUGGCCGGCCAAUAGAUAAUGGACCAAGAAUAAUAGGUCAAGAUUAUUUGAACAUAAACGGUUCUUCUAUCAACCCGAGUUGCAGAAUCUUUCCAAAGGAAAUGAUUCAGACUGGAAUAUCCACCAUCGAUACAAUGAACAGCGUUAUAAGAGGCCAAAAGAUUCCAUUAUUCAGUAGUUCCGGACUUCCUCACAACGACAUAGGGUCUCAAAUAUGCCGUCAAGCAACUUUAGUAGAAGGAAAAGAUGUGUUGGAUCAUCACCCAGACAAUUUCGCUGUAGUAUUUGGCGCUAUGGGCGUUAGUAUGGACACUGCUCGUCUAUUUAGAAAAGAAUUUGAACAGGGCGGAACGUCAGACAACGUCGUGCUCUUUCUGAAUUUAGCAAAUGAUUCCACCGUUGAACGUAUUAUUACACCUCGUAUUGCUUUAACUACGGCUGAAUAUUUGGCUUACAAUCGAGAACUCCACGUCUUCGUUAUUUUACGGGCUGGACGAGUCGAAGGUUGUAACGGAUCAAUAACUCAAUUUCCCAUCUUGACAAUGCCCAAUGAUGAUAUAACUCAUCCGAUCCCUGAUUUAACAGGAUAUAUUACAGAAGACUUAUGA